This is a messenger RNA of Monodelphis domestica (gray short-tailed opossum), 5291 nucleotides long. It is a transcript of the gene CD274, whose product is annotated as CD274 molecule. Gene Ontology annotation, cellular component: external side of plasma membrane. Gene Ontology annotation, biological process: cellular response to lipopolysaccharide; T cell costimulation; positive regulation of T cell proliferation. Lineage: Eukaryota; Metazoa; Chordata; Mammalia; Didelphimorphia; Didelphidae. The record is from RefSeq and is a predicted model, not a curated record.
CUUCCUUCCUACCUUAGUUUGUUCCAAUGAAUUCCCGAAGGUUGUUUCUAAUACUGUUCCAGAGAAACAAAAGCGAAACUAGGUUUUAAUGGGGAUUAAAGGAAACUAACAGAGUUAAAAGAAAGCAAAAGGAUUUCCCGAAGCUAAACUGCUUUUAUUGACGCUGACGAGGAGAGUGGGAGGGACUGGAGGAAGGCUGUAAAUUCAUCCGUGCCGGCAGGUGAGCAUCUAUUGGUUUAUCUAUGCGCAGUCUGCCUGUGAGGCCGAGAGAGCAGAGUUUAGUUCUCUCUCAAAGAAGAGAGAUCCAAAAUUGGUGUCUUAGUUCGAAUCCCGUCUCUGCUGCUAACUUACAUGGAUCUGGAGGAUGAGGGAGGGAUAUAUUUGAAAAUUAUGGUGAUAUAAGAGCCAUGACAUUAUAUUGAAGGAAAUGUGACAAUUUCAUGAAACUAUGAGUGAAAAGGUUUGAAAGAAGAGAAGCAGAUUUCAACUAAGUGGAAGAAUGAAUUUCCUAACAAUUUAAAUUGCCCAGUGGUCUGCUUAGAAAGGUUGCUGCAGGAAGAUGUGGACAUUGCUUGUGCUUGUGUUAAUAAUCUCCUGGCAUUUGCUGAAUGCCUUUUCAGUUUCUGUUCCCAAAGAGAAUUAUAUAGCACAUUAUGGCAGCAAUGUGACUAUGGAAUGCAAUUUUCCAGUGGGAGAAAAAUUAGACUGGAGUGCUCUGAUGGUCUAUUGGGACAAGAAAGAAAAUUUUCUUGUGAAACUUGUUAAUGGUGAAGAAGACCUCAAAAUCCAAACCAGCAACCCAAGAAUAAGGCAUUUGAACAACAAGCUUGUCAAAGGGAAGUCUCUGCUUCACAUCACCAAAGUGAAAAUUGAAGAUGCUGGGAUUUACCGCUGCCUUAUUGGCUAUGGGGGAGCUGAUUACAAACGGAUUACUUUGACAGUCAAUGCCCCAUACAGCAAAAUAAACCAAAGGGUCAAAGAGGAUCCAGAUACCUCUGAACAUGAAAUCACAUGUCAGUCGGAAGGUUACCCUAAAGCAGAAGUCAUCUGGAAAAGCAAGGAUCAAGAUCUAAGUAGCAAAGCUACCGUGAAGUAUGCAGUUGGGCAAGAAAAGCUGUUCAAUGUGACAAGCACUCUCAGAAUCAAUGCAACAGCAAAUGAAGUUUUCCAAUGCUUGUUUCAGGUAAAGGAAACUGGAGAAAAUACUACAGCUGAGAUUGUCAUCCCAGAGAAAAAGAAACCAUCUGAGGUAAAAAGGAGAGCUUAUUUUGGGAUCAUAGGAGCUGUCAUUUUCAUUGGAAUAAUUCUGAUGUUUCUCUGCUCUGGAAAAAGAAAUGCUAUAAAUAUGGAGAAGGUAUGAACUUGGCAUCUUGGCCUCUGAUUUAAGAUUCUGGAAUUCUCAGCCCAGUCACUUUGGAAUUCCCUCAGUGCUUAGCAGCAUCAAAGAAAUGUGCUUGAAUUACCUCUGCUCCUGGGAAGGGAAGUAAGGGACAGAAUGGUCUGAUAAGAAAAAAAGAGAAAAGGAAGACAAAGAGAGUGAAAGGGGAAGAACCUCCAUCUGCUUCAGAGGGCAGUUCAAUAGCUUUUGAGACAGUGCCUAAGAAAUCUUUCCAACCUGCUUUGAGGAAACAUAGGCUGGUAUGUUAAAGAAAGAAUGGUAUCUUUGAAUGAUGAUACUUCCAUUUAUAGGAAUCUGUUGUUCAUUCCUGAAAAAGAAUUGAGUCUCUGGGUUUGAGGCCGUCCCUUACUCUAUGUUGCUGUCUUUGUUCCCUGGCACACUUAGCCUCCUUGUAUGUAUAAGUCAAUGCUCAAAUUUAUUUAUAUGACCCCUCAUUGAUGGAGAAUUCUCCAUCUACACUCCUAGUAGAAUUUUAUGCAAAUGAACUCAGACCCUGGGUUACAAAUUUAAAGCAGAAUGUCUUUGUAUCAAGUUGGAGACUUAAUUUGUAUUUUGCCUUUAACUCUGGGAAACUUGGUUACAUGGUCCUGUUGUUGUUUGUCUUCUGUUUUCAAAGAGGAUCAAAACGGUCCUACUUAAGUACAAAAUGCUACUAUGUAUUUAAGUUAUUAAGAGUCGGCCUGUAUAUGAGUGUGGUCUUCCAUACUUUUAUUUUGAGAAUGAUAGGGUGGAGUGGUUGGUUGGGGGGGAGGGGGGGGAAGGGAAGGGUUGGCCCUGGCUCUUGUUUAAACUUGUUUAAAUGAAAGUUUUGCAUCUAUAUAGGAAGUUCUGUUAUUUUGGGAUAGUGGUAAAAAUGUGAAGUAGGUGGAGAAACAUGUAGGUUUAGCACAUGAUUUUAUAGUAUUUUAGACUCAUAGGUUGCACUCUUCCUCUUUGUAUCUCAAACUCUUUAAAGCUCAGCUCAAGAGCCACCUUUUUCAUGAGAUCUUUAUGGGCUUCUCUCAGCUGCUAGAGCUUCUUCUCCUGCCUCCUGACAAUUACCUCAUAUUUAUUUAGUAUAUAUUUUCAUGUAUAUGUAUAUGUAGCAGCAGCUAGGUGCCAUGGGAUAAAGCACUGGCCCUGGCGUCAGGAAGACCCAAGUUUAAAUCCAUUCUCAGACAUUUUUACUAGCUAUGUGAUCCUAGGCAAGUUACUUAGCCUCAGUUUCCUCAACCAUAAAAUAGGAAUAAUUGUAAUACCACCAAAAUUGUAAUGAAGCUCAAAUAAGACAAUAUUUGUAAAGUGCUUUGCGAACUUUAAUGCACUAUAUAUAUAUAUGCUAGCUAUUGUUAUUUUUGUUGAGGGUUGGUGAUGAUAAUGCAGAUGUUUCUUACACAACAUGUGAGCUCCUUGAGGGUAGGGACUAUUUUUCAUCUUGCAUUAAUAUUCCCAGUGUCUCCCACAGUGUCUUGCACAUAGUGCAGUGCUUUUUAAAUUAAACUGACUAAAACUGAAACCUAGUCUACUGUGGGAUCUUUUCCUUUCAACUGCCUUAGCUUUGAAUUCAUUGAUCCCUCUGUAUGUCCUCUCUGUUACCCAUGGAUGGAGUCUGUAGCUUCUGACCUUGUACAGUCUUGUUGUGUUUCUGAGGUCUGCCCUCUGCCAGGUGAAAUUAGACCUUCCUACAGGAUGACAUGAAGCAGGAAAAGACAUGAAGAAAGACCAAUUAGGAACUCUUUGGUCCAUCAAUAUUGCAGUGAAUUCCUACAGACAACCUCUGGAAAUACUUUACCCCAAUAGAAGAAAAAAAAAUCUAGCCUGUAGAGAAUGGAAUUUAUUGGAUUCUAGUCUUGGUUUUUAAAUAAGCAUUCAAUUUAUUAAACACCAACUAUGAAUGGGACACUAAAUUAUGCACUGUGGAUAUAAAGAUAGCUGACUGAAAUCUCCUCUCAAAGAAGCCUAUUUUGUUGGGAAGACAAAACCCAAAUAACUGUUACAAGGGAGAAGGAGAUAAGCAAUCUUUGAGCUCCGAUCCCACCUCAUCACUUGCCAUUUGGACAUCUCAAACUGGAUGCCCCUUAGGUAUCUCAAACUCAAUAUAUUCCCAAAAUAGAACCGAUUAUCUAAAAUGCCACACUUGGGAACUGUAUUAACUCUUAUGACAAAUGAGUGGAAUUCUCAUUCUCCCUCUAAUUCAGGCUCAAUCUUAUCUGUCAUCCUUGACUUUUCACUCACACUUCAUGUAUCCAAACUGUUAUCAAAUCUUGUUUCUACACUCACAGCAUCUCUCAAAUAUGUCUCCUUUUUUGUACUUACACAGCCAAUACCUAGUUCAAUCCCUCAUUACCUCUCAUUGGACUAUUGCAAUAGCUCCCUAAGUGGUCUUCCUUCUUCACUUCUUUCUCUGCUCUGAGUCAUUCUCCCCUCAGUUUCCAAAAUGCUAACUCUGUUAUUAAUUCAUGUUACCCUCAUAAUUAGUAAAUUCCAAUGACUCCCUAUUACCUCCAGGAUCAAACAUAAAGUCCUCUUGAAGUUCUUCAUGACUUGAUCCCUUUUAAUAUUCUAGUCUUCUCACAUUUUUCUCCUCCAUGAUCUCUGAUCUGGAUACACUGGUUUACUUGCUCUUCCUCACAACACUCUUCACCCCCCCCCCACACCCCCCAACUCUAUGUCUUUCCAUUAGCUAUCUCUUGUGCCUGGCAUGAUCUAUCUACCUUACUUUUACCUCUUAUUUUCCUUAGCUUCCUUUGAAACUCAGCUCAAAUGCCACCUUCUAUGGCAGCCUUUUCUCAGCAUUAACUGCUAGUGCUUUUCCUUCUUAGGUUACCUUCCAUCUUUUCUGUCUGUAUAUGUCAUAUUGUUCUUUUUCCUUCAUUUUCGAAGAGGAUAGUGACAUCACUGGUGAUGUCUUGACUUAUGCAUAAAUUGGAUUUAAGUGAAGCAGAAUUGCUCAUUGUCAUCAGCCUCACUCUUUCUUCCAGAGCCAUUGAAGUCCAAUGGCAAGACAAAAAGUCAGAUGAUGGCCUGGAAUAUAUUUGUGUAUGUGUUUAUGUAGGUUAUCUCCCCCAUGAGAUAACUAUUUUUCCAUUUCUUUGCAUCUCUAAUUCUUAGCACAUUACUUGGCACAUAAAUGUUUGUCAACUGCAAGGUAGGGGAAAUUUGCAUGAGAAGUGUAAGGACAGAGAAAUCCCUUUCAUUCCCUCAAGAUUAAAUAGGUAGGAAUAGCUAGGUGGCUCAGUGGAUCCAGCCAGGUCAAGAGAUGGGAGGUCCUAGGUUCAAAGCUGGUCUUAGACACUUCCCAGUUGUGUGAACUUGGACCAGUCACUUAACUCGAAAUUACCCAACCUUUACUGUUUUUCUGCCAUACUUAGUAUUGAUUCUAAGACAGAAGAUGAGGGUUUUAAGAACUAGAUUAAACAGUUGAUCCUUUUUAUAAUAUAGUUAUCAGUCCAAUUUUCCUUCCUGCUCCCCCAAAUUUAGAACUUAUCCAAUGAAGCAGUACUUACUGAAAACAUUCUGUCAUCUUUUCCCCUUUUUCUUCACUGUCUAUGAAUUAGUUUACAAAAGGCAUUGUGGUCUUUUUUUUUCUGAAUUAAGUGGGCCCAUGAACCACUUUUCAAGAUUCCUGCAUCUGUUGGCCAGCCUUUCUCUGGAUCUACCUCUUCUCCUCAUCCAUUCCCUUGCACUGAAAACACAUUAUUGGUGAGGAAGGCUAUUUAUACACACUAAUUUUAAAUGUUUUAGAAGCACGUUGAUUAUUAUGUCUCUGCUAUGUAUAUUUGCUUAAGUACAAACCAUGGUCAAUUUUAUGUUUUGUUGAACAAUGUUUGCACUUGUGGAAAAAUGAAAGAAGUAUUUAUUAAAAAUUAUUUUAUUCCUUGGCAUGUAUCAAAGUGUUUGUUGUCUGGUUUCC